CCAAGACAAGACCCGGCGCGCAUGCGCCUGUCAGUUGUCCUGCCUUGGCUGCUCCUGCGUCCUCGGUCUCCUCAGCUUCCGCCUGGCAGCCUGAGCGUUCGCAGGUGAAGAGAUGGCGUUUGUGAAGAGUGGAUGGUUGCUGCGACAGAGUACAAUUUUGAAACGCUGGAAGAAGAAUUGGUUUGACCUGUGGUCAGAUGGCCACCUAAUCUAUUAUGAUGACCAGACUCGGCAGAGUAUUGAGGAUAAAGUCCAUAUGCCGGUGGACUGCAUCAAUCUUCGCAUAGGACAUGAGUGUCGAGACAUUCAACCUCCAGAUGGGAAGCCAAAAGACUGUCUGCUGCAGAUUGUCUGCCGAGAUGGGAAAACUGUUAGUCUCUGUGCUGAAAGCACAGAUGACUGUUUGGCCUGGAAAUUUACACUGCUGGAUUCCAGAACAAACACUGUUUAUGUUGGCUCAGCGGUCCUGUCUGAUGAGACUGCGGUGGCUUCCUCGCCCCCUCCAUACAUGGCCUACGCUGCCCCGACUGCUGAGCAGAUGUAUGGCUACGGUCCCUACAGUGGUGCCUACUCCACAGGAACUCAAGUUGUCUAUGCUGCAAAUGGGCAGGCCUAUGCUGUGCCCUACCAGUACCCAUAUGCAGGUGUUUAUGGACAGCAGCCUGCCAACCAAGUCAUCAUUCGUGAGCGGUAUCGAGACAGUGACAGUGACCUGGCACUAGGCAUGCUGGCUGGAGCUGCUACAGGCAUGGCUUUAGGCUCUCUGUUUUGGGUCUUCUAGAGUCUUCAAGAUCUAGAAUGCAAAGCUUCUGAGACCCCUCUGUGCAAUAAUAUGAUUUGCAGGGCAUUUCUGUUUGUGACAAGUGUUUUUAAUGUUUUCAUAGUUCAUUUGGAAGUAGUGAUCUGAUCAUUGCAACUAAUCCUCAUAAGUACCAGUGGUUGAAACUAUUUAGUUAACACUUGGGUUAUUUAAGGGUGCCGGUUCAUUCCAAGUCUUCCUGUGGAGCUCUUGGAAUACCUUAUUUGAAUAUAUCCAUCUUGAAAGGCACUUUCUUUUCACAAUGUUUAAAGGGAUAAUUUAUUUUCAUAUUAUGCCAAGAAUAUAGAGAUGACUGAGUAAGUGGUUGUGCCAGGAAACAUGACAACUUCAUACAGUCUAGCUUCUUAGGGUCUAAUGACAAACUUUGAAGACUUCAGCCUGGAACUGGCUGCUUGUUCCCUUAGGAGUGGUGGGCUGGUGUUCUGCCUGGUGGCUUUCCUAAGGCGGUGGUGUGAAACCGCCUGUGGGACACUGUGGCCCCAGCGAAGCUGACAGCUCAGGGUGAUUAGUCCAAGAGAACUAUUGAUUAUAUUAUUUCUGCUUGCUAGUUUUUCAUUAGUUGUACUUGGAAAGUGUUCCACAUUGGUAAUAAGUUUGAGUCUCAGAAUUUUUGGCUUUACCUUUAAAAUUCAAAGAAGGCAGAGCAGUAAGAAGUAUAUGAAGGUAGAUUUGCAUUACUUAGAUGUAUUUUUGGUGUCUGUUUUGGGUAUAUUUACAGCCAGCUAAGCCUACUUACAGCCUAUUUUUCUACUUGCUGAUAAAGUACUAUAAAGAGAAUGGGAGGAAAGUUAGUAUUGUAUUUCUAGGCUUUCAGUGAUCAGGCUGUGUGAGGAUGCUUAUUUCCAUCCCCUUGCAGGGCUACCUUGUGAGGCUGGGGUGCUGUAGCCAUCCUCCCAGCACUGGCAUGGACGUGGCUGAGGGACAUGUGGGUAGGGGUGAUAAGUUGGAUCUAGUUGAGGUACUGGCUUAGGCUCCUUCCUUGGCCAGUACUCUAGCUUUGUUGUUCCUGCUCCACAUAGUCAGUUUUGUGCCCCCAAAUAUGUGAAGCAUGGAGAAUCCACAGCCCUGCCUUUCUAACAAACACAUAUUUCCCACUAUUAUGAAAUAAUAUUUCAAACAUUUAUGUUUGUUAUUUUGUGUUAAAAGUUUCUAUUUUGUGUUUCAUGUCCUGCCCGUGCUAGUGUAUUUUCACAGUGGCAGGUCAGUACUGUAGCCCCUACUCUGUCCUCUGUUUGGUUCUAUUUUCCCCACAGUACACUCCAGAAAUACACCCCUGUUACACGGCCCAGCCAGUGACAGUGCUUUCACUGCAUGUCUCUGCUGGCUCCAUCUCUUGAUAUGUUCGUAUUUGUCUAGCUUGCCCUGUGAAGCCAGCUGCUAAGGAGAUGUAGCAGUUCCCACAGUCUGUUUUCUACCCAUUCCUAGAGGAAUUGUUAUCUACAGGGUGCUUGGCAGCUGGAGGGAAGUAUACUGAUUGCUUAGUCAUCUCUGGGAAAAUGUGAUGCAUGAGAAAGUUACUUCAACCAACAUAAUGUUGAUUUUACAUUCUAUAUCUGAAGAAUGGCUUUUGCUUUGAUUGUAAUCAUUAUUAGAGCUGUGGCUUUACUUACAAAAUAUUAAAAUCCAGUUUUACUGUA
Molecule: messenger RNA, 2457 nt
Organism: Perognathus longimembris pacificus (Pacific pocket mouse)
Lineage: Eukaryota; Metazoa; Chordata; Mammalia; Rodentia; Heteromyidae
Gene: Plekhb2
Product: pleckstrin homology domain containing B2
Exons: 8
Coding region: 113-781 (222 amino acids)
Biological process (GO): regulation of cell differentiation
Cellular component (GO): membrane
Source: RefSeq, a predicted model, not a curated record